Messenger RNA from Lottia gigantea (owl limpet), 2376 nucleotides. RefSeq lists its product as hypothetical. The record is from RefSeq and is a predicted model, not a curated record. Bases 1 to 2376 code for a protein of 791 amino acids. The transcript has a single exon. Lineage: Eukaryota; Metazoa; Mollusca; Gastropoda; Lottiidae.
AUGAAAUUGCGGGAAUUUGUAGCAAACUCGCUACCUCGUGUUCGGGGCCGAAAGAAGAAAAGCCAGUCGCAGAAACAACCUUCAAAAGAACGUAACGAUAGCAACCAAACAAAAUGUCAAAUUUCUCAAAAACAGUGUGCGAGUGUGAUCUAUGCUGAACCAAAUCACAGAUCACGAGAUCUGAGAGGUACACCUGACGUGCGACCACGAAACCGACAUACGAUCAGCGACAUCGGCAGUGAUACGACCCAGUAUGACAGUUGCAACGAAUACCAAACAUCAUAUCUGAACACGUCAUUGGAUGAAACCAAAUACGCCUCAAAAGAUGGCGGUGGGUUUCUGACCGAGCAGGAGAAAACCUCGCUCUUGAUUUAUUCUUCCGAUUGCGAGCCUCAUCCAAUCACUGGUCGUAAAUCUCGUUCCAGAAUCAGAACUAAUCCGUGGUUGCCGUCACCAUCAACGUCGUAUACGGAUCCGUGUGCAUUCCCACCUGGUGUUACAGUUCUCAAACACGCGUCUUCUGAAAUUGACGAGAUUCUUGAAGGACGUUUCUAUGGUGAAAAAGAUGUGUUUAUGGAAACGGAUUUAUCGCCGACGACUCCCGGUUCGACGGAUAGCGGGUUCAAAUCGUCCAUUUCCUCCGACAUUAACGUGAAACAUAGUCCGCCGCACGUGAAUACAUUCUACGAACCAAAACCGAAAACUUUGACAAAACCUGAAAAACCAGUGCGCACGAAAAAGAAAAGUUCGAAAAUUCUGAAAACGUCGGAAUCGUUUGACAUUAGCCGAAAUUUCGAGUCUUUGAAGGAACGGAAGUUGUGUAUUCGAUCUCAGACUACUGUGAACAUAGACUGUGUUUCAGAUUGCCAUGACAACGGUUACCUAGAUAAAACGAAAUGGCCGAAUCGACAUGACUUGUCUCUCGCCUCUCCGCCAAUAAACAGUGCUAAAGAAAUAGGUUGGGGUCCUUCCCAAAAAUUGGAUUCUCUUCAAGAGUCCCGGAACAAUGAUAAUUUCGAAUUUGAACUUUGUGUAUCAGACGAUCUUAAUUAUGUUGCCAAGCAACAAGAAAUGGGAAUUCCUCAUAUGGACGUUACUAAGGAAGUAGCUGUUCAAACUGACUUUGAAGAUAAUGACGAUUCUGAUUGGAUGACAGCUAGUUCCUUUGACGACACAACCGAAGUGUCCAAUCGCAGUCCGAGGAAGUUAUCUCUUACCAGUGACUGUAUGCAAGAAUCUACCGACACUGGAUAUUCAAGUCUAACUCGUGACGGACUACUGGAGUUAGACGAGGACUUCCAGUUCUAUCAUAAUAAGGAGAAUAUUAACGGCACCUUGAGUGGGUGGUUGAAUAACAAAGAACAUUUCGCAGUGUCAACUAGCAUGGGUCAGUCCUGGUGUGAAGGGUCAAUAGGGUCAAUAGGUCAUCAGGGCAUGACCCUCAACCACAUGUGCCAAUCAUGGUAUGAAGGUUCCAAAAUGGAACACAUAGAAAUUCCAUUUAGUAUGACAUCAUCGAUGUACAUUCCCGAAGACGAGGUUAAAAGUUUCAAAGACCCGUUGGCAGAAUCGGUAGCUCGUGGCAGUUCUCGAAUUGCCUCGAAAAACGAAUCAAACCGACAAUACGUUCCAGUUUUGGAAUACGGUCCCGUUAUUCGUAAACCAGGGUCGGAGAAGAAGAAAUCUACGCACGAUCAGUUCCGGAAACGAUCCGAUUCUUCAUCAAGCGAGUCUUACGUGAGUCCUCUCAACUCACCAUGUUGGGAAACAAAGAAAAUCUUAGGAGAUUCUGCAUCCAAUGUAGAAAACACGUCUCCUCUUGCGACGUCCACUCCAACAGACGACAAGAGCAAGACUGACAUCACUCACUACAGAAAUAAGGCCGAUAUUUUGUCAGCUAAGUCGCAAAACUCUCCUAUGAGUCGAGCUGGUCGACCAAGAAGCAAGAAAGCAGAAAACCGUAAACCACGGGACAAUUUAGAUGUAAUUCGAGACUACUUGGGCUACGCCUCCUUUGAAGAUUUUUACUUCGCUAAGAAGUGUCCGCCAUUAAGUACCGGUAGGACGCUGAAUCAGAUUAAAAGUAGCUUGGAGGAGAAGGUCGACCAGCUUCGACAAGAGAAACUGAUAGUGGAACAAAAAAUCCAAGAAGCGCAAGAGGAAGAACGGAUCAAGAAACACGAGAAGUUGAAAUUUCAGAAACAGCUUCACUACCAUCGUAAGCAACUGCUGAUUCAGACGCUACACGACCUUAAGGAGAAGCUUGAGAAUCAAAGCGAUCGUCUUCAGAAAUCCUACAGCACAAUCUUGAAUCUUCAGUCAAAAUUCUCUCAUCGACAGUCGUCUUUUACAUUGAUGAGGGCAGGCCCGAUGUAA